Molecule: messenger RNA, 1458 nt
Organism: Durio zibethinus
Lineage: Eukaryota; Viridiplantae; Streptophyta; Magnoliopsida; Malvales; Malvaceae
Source: RefSeq, a predicted model, not a curated record
AUGGCAUUGACAUUGCCAACCUUUAUGGUGCUCAGAUCCGAUGAGAAGAACGAAUACCUGGGCUUCAUCCAUGAAAAUGGGAAGUCUGAUGGGUAUCUGGAAUUCUCGGAAGCUCAGGCUGUGAGCCCGUAUGCAAAAUUUGAAGUGGAGAUGGCUGCAGGAGCUGGCAAAGAUGGCAUGGUGCACAUAAGGAGCUGUCAAAACAACAAAUACUGGGUAAGAACCAAAAAUCUUUCCGCCACUGAAACCCCAGGGGAGGGCUAUUGGAUUACUGCAACGGCCAGCAAGCCGGAGGAAGACCAAUCCAAGGAGUCAUGCACAUUGUUCAAGCCUAUCUCUGUAGACCCUGUAACGAAUACGGUCCGAAUUAUUCAUGUUCAAUCAGAAUGCUAUCUAUGCUUAUGGCGGCUGAUCAAUUCGAAUCCAAAACCUGGUGAUCGCUGCGUCUUGGCAUACUACAAACACUUUGAUGGUAAUUCCCGUGAUAUCUUUACAAUCAUUGAUUGGGAGUCGUUGUUGAUUCUGCCUAAGUACGUAGCAUUCAAAGGAAAUAAUGGUCAGUAUCUUUGUCUGCGUUGGAUCGAAUAUCACCCAUAUUUGACGUUUGCAACUGAUGAUAUUGGUGAUUCAACUGUGCCAUGCGAGAUUUUUGUUACUCACAACGGAAACAUCCGCAUCAAGCCCACUUGUUCAGAAAAAUUUUGGAGGCUCAGCCCAAAUUGGAUUUGGGCAGAUUCUGAUGACGGCGCUACCACCGUUAACAUCCCGGUGGACACCUUGUUUCGCCCCGUCAAAGUUGACAAUCGCACAAUAGCUCUUAUCAACUUGGCCAACAAUAAUUUCUGCAAGAGCAUCACAAUGGAGGGAAAGACAAACUGUCUUAAAGCAGCCGUCCCCUCUGUUACCAGAGAUGCCCAGCUAACGGUGGAAGAGCCUGUCAUGACAAGACAAAUUCAUAAUGUCAAAUAUAAACUUGAUUAUUCCAGGGUCUAUGAUGAAAGAAUUAUUGUUGCAGCUAAAAAUUCUGCCAGUAACUAUAGCCAGCAAUCCUCCACUUUAGACGUGAAGCUUUCCUAUACAGAUACCAAGACUAGUACUUGGAAAACUAAUUUUUCACUAAAGUUGGGAGCGAAAGCCACCAUCGAUGUCAACCUGCCACUCAUUUUUGAGGGGAAGAUUGAAUUAUCCGGUGAAGUUCAGUCAGGAAUUGAGUGGGGAGAGACCAAGACAAUUACCACUGUAGUGGAGGUUGUACACAAAGUUGUUGUGCCUCCGAUGACUAAGGUGACGGUGGAUCUGAUUGCAACAAAUGGUAAGUGUGACGUUCCCUUCUCAUUCACUCAAAGGGACACUCUUUAUAAUGGGACCACUGUCACAACUGAAGUGCAAGGUGGCACUUACACUGGUUCUAAUUACUACAACAUCAGCUUUGAAACCAAAGAAGAGAAGUUGAAGUGA